AUGGAGCAAGACGAUCACUACGCAGUGCUUGGGCUGACGCCAGCAGCCAACGACGGGGACAUUCGCCAAGCAUACAAGAAGGCUGCCUUGCGCUGGCAUCCCGACAAGAAUCCAAAGGCCAAAGCCGAAGCUGAAGCGAACUUCAAGCGCAUAGCUGCCGCCUAUAAGGUCCUCUCUGAUGCAGCAAAGCGAAGAGUCUAUGACGAGUCGCUGGCCAGAGAUGUACCGGCUUCGAGGGCUGGCCCUGGAUCCGCGAAGGCGCGCUCCAAGCCCAGAGCCACGGGUCCGCCGAUACCGAUCACUCGGUUGCCGCCGGAGCCGGCCGUGGACCUGCAGGAGGCCUUCAACCUCUUCGAAGACUUCUUCGGACACGACCCUUUCAAGGAUUUCGAUCGGAUGUUUGCGAAUGCAGGGCCACAGGACCCUGGCUUUCCAGACUGCUGGAUCUUGAGUUGA
Molecule: messenger RNA, 456 nt
Organism: Symbiodinium sp. CCMP2456
Lineage: Eukaryota; Dinophyceae; Suessiales; Symbiodiniaceae
Source: the annotation of a GenBank genome assembly